GUCAAUUGAAGAUGUUGGUCCUCCGUGUUCUCGUUUGUGGAGCCCUCUACACCAGUGUUACAAGACUGCAGAACAUAUAUGUACAAAGUGAAAAUAUUUCAAAUGGGAAAUAUGCUAAACAGAGUAGUACCCAUCUGAGCUAUGGUGCUAGUCGGGCUUUAAAUAAAGCCUAUAUGUCAUCUGGAUCAGCAACAGACCUUGGCAACCCGUCCUGGUGGGAGGUGGACCUGAGGGGCUACUUCACCAUCAGCAGCAUCACCCUCACAGCACCAACCUUUGGGGGAUGGAAUCUACACAUGAGAAAUGCCGAGGUGGAGGUGAUGGACAAAGACGUCAGCCUCUGCUCUGAUGUCCAGGUGGAGUGGUGUGGGAAUGUGUCUAGCGCUGUCACUGCUGGGCAAGAGUUCACCUUCACCUGCAAUGCCACAUUCCCUGUCCGCUUUGUCCGUGUCACAAGGCCAUCUACCAACAAUGUACACCUCGAUAUCGGACAUGUGGAUGUUCAAGGGGAGGGGGCUAAGAAGCCAUAUCGUUCCUACUACAAACCCUCCAAGAGCAAGAAAGUGUCUCAGCCGUUCCUGACCACGUCAGCCAUGACAGCCGGAAACUGUGGCAUCAUUUGUCACCAAUAUCAUUCAUGCAUCGACUUCAGCUACAGUGCAACGAUACCGGCUAAUGAGAACUGUCUGCUGGCUGACAAAGCGAUGACUUCAUCUGACGACAAUUCGUGGACAACCUACACUAUUUCCUGUAUGUCAUUAUUCAACUAAUAGAUAUCAAGCUUCUCUCACACUUUAUUACACCUGUGUUUGACGUAAAAAAUAUAAAGCUUCACUUGAAGAUUAUUUUUUUGUAAGUGGUCUGAUAUUUUUUCCAAAAAUUGAAAUACUUUUCAUCAAGUUUCAUGUUAGCCGUUGUGUCAUAGGAGUGUGGAUCCCAGAAACGUUUGCGGUAAUUGGAUCAACUCGGCGAUUUGUUGAUUUCGUGUCAUUCUACACUGACGGUUUUGUUGAUCUCAUCAAGUGAGUGAGUGAGUGAGUUGGGUUGAACGCCGCUUUUACAGUAUUCCAGUUAUAUCAUGGCGUGUCAGUCUGAAGUGAUGCAGGUCUCAGACGUUUACCACCUCGU
Haliotis rufescens (red abalone) is the source of this 1128-nucleotide messenger RNA. RefSeq lists its product as uncharacterized. Lineage: Eukaryota; Metazoa; Mollusca; Gastropoda; Lepetellida; Haliotidae. The record is from RefSeq and is a predicted model, not a curated record. The transcript has 4 exons. The coding region runs from base 12 to 770 and encodes 252 amino acids.